CAUUCGUGCUUGUCUAGGAAAUAAAAACAGAAAUCAUUUUUAGCAGUAAAUUUUAGAGGCAAAAUGAAACCAUUUGUCGUAAUUCGAAGACUUGAGGGUCAAGACAACUUGCAGUGCCAAAAUGUCGUGAAGGAUUUCAUUAUGGCCGGUGCUUGGGAUGCUUUUGUAUCAUGUCUAUUCCGAGAGAUCACACUUCAGAUGGUUGUUAUUGUAUGGGCCAUAAUGUUUAUUUUCUUCGGAAUUCCACUCCUCAUGUGCUGUGUAGCGAUACCGGUGGUGGUUGGACUGAUUAUGUUUACUACGUACGGGAGUUACUUCAACAAAGCCAAUGAACUUGCCAUGAGAGGGGGUAGUAAGUUAUGCUGGGUUGCUGAAAUAUACGAGCCACUUGUUUACAAUGGCUUAACGAAGGGUUGGGAGAUAGAUCAGUUCUAUGAUGACGUUCCGGAAGGAGACAAAACGGAAACCAGCAAAAUGAGAAGGAAGAUUGUGGGAACCAUAAGCUGCAAGAGUCAUCUCAUAAUGGAGAGUUCCGGAUGGAUUUAUCGACUGGCGGUUUGUCCAAAGUACCCAUUCAGAGAGAUUGCUGAGCAUCUGAUUAUUAGGGUGCUGCAAAAUGCCUGCGAUAAUCAACUAUUUACGAUAGAAACGGUUACUUCCGAGUGUGAUGAAAGCAUCAGAGAAGUGUACCUAAAAUUGGGAUUUACUUUGAGACUAGUGUAUCACAAACAAAUAAUUGGAAACACGUUGAAAGUUAUGAAAUCGCAGCUUGGAAUUGACCCUAUUGAAUGGAAUCAAUACAGAGAACAAAUCAAAGUGGAACUUCAGUAAACACCCGUGAUAUCUGAUAUUAAUCAGGAGCUGUGCGAGUAAUUUAACAAUUGUUUUGUUACAAAUUCUUCAAUGUCUUCAUAAUUGGCAGCAAUAUUUUACAAUUUUAGUGGAUCAGUGUAACGCUGUAAUCUAAAUGUAUUUAAUCAAGACUCAGAUUCAGUAUCUCUCGCGUAUUUGAAGGGGGUUAAAUUACCAUUUACAAUUAACACACUCUCUCAUUCUAGCAACGUUCAUUUAGCAAACUCGAAACGAAAUUAUCGCAAACCCAUUAACUGUGCCAUUUUUGGUAGUAGUUGAAUAUCUCAAAUUUACUUUUACUAACAAUAUAUCUAACAAGUCUAUCUACAAUAUACAACAACAAAUAUGUAUUC
Molecule: messenger RNA, 1205 nt
Organism: Ochlerotatus camptorhynchus
Lineage: Eukaryota; Metazoa; Arthropoda; Insecta; Diptera; Culicidae
Exons: 3
Coding region: 64-831 (255 amino acids)
Source: RefSeq, a predicted model, not a curated record